Messenger RNA from Lactuca virosa, 1149 nucleotides. The record is from the annotation of a GenBank genome assembly. NCBI's taxonomy places the organism in Eukaryota, Viridiplantae, Streptophyta, Magnoliopsida, Asterales, Asteraceae.
AUGACAACCAAAUCAAGUGUCGGAAAAGCCAACAUCUUGGCUCUUGGGAAAGCAUUCCCUCACCAACUUGUUAUGCAAGAUCUACUUGUUGAAGGCUAUUUUAAGGAUACCAAUUGUGAUGACCCGGAACUCAAACAGAAGCUCACUCGACUAUGCAAAACGACAUGUGUGAAAACAAGGUAUGUGGUUAUGUCACAAGAGAUACUCGAGAAAUACCCCGAGUUCGCACUCGAAGGCUUACCAACAGUCAGACAAAGACUAGAGAUUGCCAACAAGGCGGUUACACAAAUGGCAAUCGAAGCCUCACAAGCAUGCAUCAAAAAAUGGGCCCGACCCAUUUCUGAUAUCACCCACUUGGUGUAUGUUUCCUCUAGCGAGGCCCGACUCCCAGGUGGCGAUAUUUACUUAGCCAAAGGGCUUGGGCUAAGCCCGAACACCAACCGGGUCCUACUUUACUUCUCAGGCUGCUCAGGCGGUGUAGCAGGACUACGGGUUGCUAAAGAUAUAGCCGAAAACAACCCGGGAAGCCGGGUCCUGCUUGCAACAGCUGAAACCACUAUUGUCGGGUACAAACCACCAAAUGUUAACCGCCCGUAUGACCUAGUUGGGGUUGCACUUUUUGGAGAUGGUGCGGGUGCGAUGAUGAUCGGGUCGGACCCCACCGGGCCCGAAAGCCCGUUGUUUGAGAUGCAUACUGCGAUACAAAAUUUCUUGCCCGACACUGAAAAGGUUAUUGACGGGAGGCUAAGUGAAGAGGGGAUUAGCUUUAGGUUAGAUAGAGAUCUUCCUGAAAUCAUUGAGGAUAAUGUGAAGGGGUUUUGUGACAAGUUAAUGGGCUAUUAUGGGCCUAAUGAGAUGGCAUAUAAUGAUUUGUUUUGGGCCGUGCAUCCUGGUGGGCCGGCUAUAUUGAACAAGCUAGAGAAGAAACUUGAUUUAUUGCCGGAUAAAUUGAAUGCAAGUAGAAAGGCUUUGGCGGAUUAUGGAAAUGCAAGUAGUAAUACGAUUGUGUAUGUGUUGGAGUAUUUGAUUGAAGAGGGUUUGAAGAGGAAGAAAGAAGGGAAAGACGGUGGGCCUGAUUUGGGCCUUAUUUUGGCUUUUGGGCCUGGGGUUACAUUUGAAGGUAUUCUUACAAAGAACUUGACCGUGUAA